Messenger RNA from Penicillium antarcticum, 912 nucleotides. RefSeq lists its product as uncharacterized. The record is from RefSeq and is a predicted model, not a curated record. Bases 1 to 912 code for a protein of 303 amino acids. The transcript is spliced from 4 exons. NCBI's taxonomy places the organism in Eukaryota, Fungi, Ascomycota, Eurotiomycetes, Eurotiales, Aspergillaceae.
AUGCACCUCGAAGACAAAUCCCUCGACAUAGAAUAUGCAGACCAAAUGCGCGUCCAUCCCUACGGCACAGCCCUAUACAACCCCCAGCCACACAGUAUCUUCCACCCGGGAAUGGCAGCCUAUUUCGACAGAACGGGAAAUUGGAAUCCAAUUAUCGAUCUAUCUGAGCCGUAUUCCACUUCCACAUCCACUCUGAAACCUCCGGCAACCCUCCCACCCCUCGCAAAACCAGAGAACCAAACCUGGGGGCCAAAACUCGGCUAUAAACCCCAUAGCCACCAAAUCUCCCUCGAAGCAGGCAUAUCUCAAGCGCUCCUCGCAGCAACGGGCGCACCGAUAAGUCUAACUUCGCACUUCCGCUUCGAAAGUGAGGGGUCGAGUGGUGCAUGGGUUGUUGCCAAUGCGGGGGCUUUACUUGCUGAAAGGGCUGACUUGAGGAAAUGUGCUUUGUGGGUUGUUACUAGUACAUGGGCUGCGGAGGAGGCUGCUGUUAAUUGUUGGAGGGAUUGUCGAAAGGGAGUCGAUGUGGGCUUUGAGGUUGGGGUUGUUGAGGUUGGAGAGGUUGUGCCUAAGGGAAGUUGGGUUGAUUCUGGCGCUGCGGCUGGUUGGUUGAAGGGGAAGGGGAAUGAGGAGUCCGGGGGGAGGAGAGUUGUUUUCUUUGGGGGUCUUAGGUUUAAGUAUAGGCCUGUCAUUGGGAAUAAAGCGAACAAAUUUCGUGGUGAUGCCACGGAGAAAGAGACCGUGGCAGCUUCACUGCAAACCGAUGAUGGUAUGGAAUAUGACCUGUCUUGCGAGGAGGUUCUCGAGGAUAAGAAUCUUUGUCCGAAGGAAAACACUUCAGGAUCGGGAGAUAGCGAGGACUAUGAUGACCCAGAGGACGAGGCUGAAGAUGACUCCGACGAUGACUGGUAA